CCCUUCGCCGCGUCUUCCUGGAGAAGAAGGUGCUCAGAGGGACGAUCGAGGUGCCGGAUGUGAAGAGCGGGAGAGUGGAGGCUCGGAGCCCGAGGGCGCGUUUCCAUUGGUGACAUCUUGGCGGGCCCAUCGGUGGCACUUCCUCCUUUACACCCCGUGACCCACGUCCGGCCCGCCGCCCUCAGUCACGCGGCCUCUGCCUCCGGGACGCAGCCCCGCGCGCCGGCCUUCCGGACUCCGGACCCGUCGUGGUUAAUAACAAAAGGAGACGCACCUGGACUUUCCCCGGAGCCUUCUGCGUUUUUAAGCGUCGGGUGGAAUUAGGGGUCCUUUGGCUGUAAACCGCGCUUGUUUGAUGAAAAUAGAAAUCAGUCCUGCUCCCCUCAGCGGACAGUUCGUUACCUACCAGGAGUGUCUCCGACUGUGGGCUUCCCCCCCCCGGGUUGUUCUUUAAGCCACAAAAAGCUGCACCCAAGCUUGUUUGACGUCUGUCCUCUCAAGUGUCCAUGAUGCUGGGCCCCGAGGGAGGUGAAGGCUUUGUGGUCAAGCUCCGUGGCCUGCCCUGGUCCUGCUCUGUUGAGGAUGUGCAGAAUUUCCUUUCGGUGUUCAAAUCCCACAGAACCGAGAUGGAUUGGGUGUUGAAGCACAGCGGUCCAAACAGUGCUGACACCGCCAAUGAUGGCUUCGUGCGGCUUCGAGGACUCCCAUUUGGAUGCACCAAGGAAGAAAUUGUUCAGUUCUUCUCAGGGUUGGAAAUUGUGCCAAACGGGAUCACAUUGCCUGUGGACCCCGAGGGCAAGAUUACAGGGGAAGCCUUUGUGCAGUUUGCCUCCCAGGAGUUAGCUGAGAAGGCCCUAGGGAAGCACAAGGAGAGAAUAGGGCACAGGUAUAUUGAAGUGUUCAAGAGCAGUCAGGAAGAAGUUAGGUCAUACUCAGAUCCCCCUCUGAAAUUCAUGUCUGUACAGCGGCCGGGGCCCUAUGACCGCCCCGGCACAGCCAGGAGGUACAUUGGCAUUGUCAAGCAAGCGGGCCUGGAGAGGAUGAGGUCUGGUGCAUAUAGUGCAGGCUAUGGGGGCUAUGAGGAGUACAGCGGCCUCAGCGAUGGCUACGGCUUCACCACUGAUCUGUUCGGGAGAGACCUCAGUUACUGUCUCUCGGGCAUGUAUGACCACAGAUACGGAGACGGCGAGUUCACUGUCCAGAGUACCACUGGGCACUGCGUCCACAUGAGAGGGCUGCCAUACAAGGCCACAGAGAACGACAUUUACAACUUCUUCUCUCCACUCAACCCUGUGAGAGUCCAUAUUGAGAUUGGCCCUGAUGGAAGAGUGACGGGCGAAGCCGAUGUCGAGUUUGCCACUCACGAAGAAGCUGUGGCAGCUAUGUCCAAAGACCGGGCCAACAUGCAACACAGAUACAUAGAACUUUUCCUGAAUUCCACAACUGGGGCCAGCAAUGGGGCAUAUAGCAGCCAGAUGAUGCAAGGCAUGGGGGUGUCAGCCCAGUCCACUUACAGUGGCCUUGAGAGCCAGUCUGUGAGCGGCUGUUACGGGGCUGGCUAUGGAGGCCAGAAUAGCAUGGGUGGAUAUGACUAGUUUUGUGGGAGCAUUUGAGUUACUGCAAUCAUUUUCACAGGCAGCCAACAAGCAGUGAAAAGCAAUUAUUACUCUAGAGGAAGCUGUGGGACCCAUUUUGCACCAUGAGUUUGUGAAAUCUGGAUUAAAAAAUUACCUCUUCAGUGUUUUCUCAUGCAAACUUUAUUCUAGCAUGUGAUAUUGAGUAAACUAAAACUAUUUUCAGCUUUUCUCAAUUAACAUUUUGGUAGUGUACUUCAGAGUGAUGUUAUCUGAGUUAAAGUAGUUUUAAGUACAUUAAAUGGAUCUUUUACACCACAUCACCGUGAAUACAUUGGGGAGACGUGCUUUUUUGGAAAACUCAAGGUGCUAGAUCCCUGAUUCAAAGAGGAACAUUUCUCAUGUUUGUUCAUUCUAGUUUAUUUUCAUUUAAAAUCUUUUAGGUUAAGUUUAAGCUUUUAAAAAUAAGUUAGUUUUGAAAAUUGAGACACAUUACUAAUACUGUAGGAAUUGGUGAGGCCUUGACUUAAAACUUUCUUUGUACUGUGAUUUCCUUUUGGGUGUAUUUUGCUAAGUGAAACUUGUUAAAUUUUUUUGUUAACUAAAUUUUUUUCUUAAAAUAAAGAUUUUUUCACA
Molecule: messenger RNA, 2210 nt
Organism: Neomonachus schauinslandi (Hawaiian monk seal)
Lineage: Eukaryota; Metazoa; Chordata; Mammalia; Carnivora; Phocidae
Gene: HNRNPF
Product: heterogeneous nuclear ribonucleoprotein F
Exons: 7
Coding region: 507-1595 (362 amino acids)
Biological process (GO): regulation of RNA splicing
Cellular component (GO): ribonucleoprotein complex; nucleoplasm
Molecular function (GO): RNA binding
Source: RefSeq, a predicted model, not a curated record